Molecule: messenger RNA, 2412 nt
Organism: Brienomyrus brachyistius
Lineage: Eukaryota; Metazoa; Chordata; Actinopteri; Osteoglossiformes; Mormyridae
Product: TNF receptor-associated factor 2-like
Exons: 12
Coding region: 648-2378 (576 amino acids)
Biological process (GO): positive regulation of canonical NF-kappaB signal transduction; positive regulation of JNK cascade; tumor necrosis factor-mediated signaling pathway
Cellular component (GO): cytoplasmic side of plasma membrane; cytosol; plasma membrane signaling receptor complex
Molecular function (GO): zinc ion binding; ubiquitin protein ligase binding; tumor necrosis factor receptor binding
Source: RefSeq, a predicted model, not a curated record
UAUCCUUAAUUAAAGUCGGAGAAUGUUUAUGGAGGUUUAAGAAGAAACUUCUAAGUGUAGAGAUGAGGUGGUGGUAGUGGUAUGUUUUGUGUCCGACUUAUGCAGAAAUGUUGGGAAUCCUUUGCUCUCGGCAGGUUGUAGACAAACUUGCGCCCAAACAGGUGGCUGACUGUCGCCAUCCCUAGAAAGCGCUGGUAUUUUUUAAGACAAAAAAGGGAGAAAAUGGAAAAAUCUUGUACUUGCGUGACGCAAUACGGUGAAAGUAAAUAGAUGUAUUUCACUAGAUACUGUUUGCUCCGUAUGCACCGUUUCGGUAUCUGACAAUACAUUGUGCUUUUUGGCUGUUAUUAUGCAUUACAUUUCAAAGAUCUCCUAAAAGCGCUUCCCCCGCCUGUAAGCCAUGUAUGAUGCCAACAUCUGUCUGGUUUCACAAAUGACCAUUCGGCCCUGUGCCCUAUGCUGACCUUCCACAUCCCUGACCAGGAUAAGCGGUUAGAAGAUGGAUGGAUGGAGAUACACUUUCAUAGCUAUAAGGAAUGACGGUGCGUUUUAACCGUCUGUGCAUCAGUUUUCCGCACCUAUUCUGGACCUAGGUGAUCCAAACCCUUUCAGCAGAGUAGACAGUGCGUGUGCGAGCGUGAGGGGCGAUGAGCACUCAGGAUCUGUCGCCGACGGCGAUGCCAGAAGCAAACAAGCCGGGAUUCCCGAAGACCAUACUGGCCAACAAACUUGAGGACAAGCAUCUGUGCAACUGCUGCCGGAACAUUCUGAGGAGACCGUUCCAGGCCCAGUGUGGCCAUCGAUUCUGUUCAUACUGCUUUAACAGGACUGUCAGUUCUGGGCCGCAGAAAUGCAGUGCUUGCAUUGAAGAAGACAUAUUUGAGGAGCCCAUGUCUAUCCUCAAGCCGGGCUGUGCCUUCCCAGAUAACGCUGCUCGCAGAGAGGUCGAGAACCUUGCCGCAGUUUGCCUAAACGAGGGAUGUACCUGGAAAGGCAGUAUUAAAGAAUACGAGCUGAACCAUGAGGCUAAGUGCGAGUUCAUGGUCAUCGCCUGUCCCUCCUGCAAAGAGCACAUCCGUUUUAGCGAGCAAGAGCGUCACAAUGAGCGAGAGUGCUCUGAAAGGACCCUCAACUGCAAGUACUGCAAGGAACCGUUCCACUUUAAGAACAUUAAGGCUCACGAUGAGAUCUGUCCCAAGUAUCCUAUGAUUUGUGAGGGCUGUGCGAAGAAGAAGAUCCCCAGAGAGAAGUAUGUGGACCAUAUCAAAUUCUGCAGUAAAUUCAGGACCCCCUGCAGAUUUCACGUCGUGGGGUGUGAUAUGUCUGUGGAGAAGGAAAAGAUCCACGAGCAUGAGCGGGCCUGCUCCUAUGAACACCUCAACCUGCUGCUGCACUACAUCAUGGGUCUGAAAGUGAACCUGGAGGGCAUGCAGCCGCAGAGUCUCGAGCUGGCCAGCCACAAAAUCCACGAGCUGCACCAGUCACUGCGGGACCUGGAGGCCAAGGUGGGCCAGCUGGGCUCACCACCUGCUCCCGCUCAGGCCGUUGCAGCUGCCGCGCCCGCCCCACCGCCGCCCCCGCCCACACUGCCCACCUCCUUCACGCCGCUGCCCAGUGCUGCUGGUGCCGCACUGGAGCUGCAGCUGCAAAGCGAGAAGGCCAAGGUGGCCGAGCUAGGACGUCGCUGCCAGGAGCUGGAGCUGAAGGCGGGGGCCUUUGAGGGCGCCGUGUGCACGUUGAACCGCGAGGUGGAGCGCUCCGCCACCAACCUGGAGGCCAACGUCCGGCAGCACCGGCUGGACCAGGAGAAGAUCGAGGCUCUCGGAAAUAAGGUGCGGCAGCUGGAGAGGACGGUGGGCUUGAAGGACCUGACCAUCAGCGAGAUGGAGAGCAGGUUGCGUGAGAUGUCCGCCACCACCUUCGACGGCGUCUUCGUCUGGAGGAUCUCGGACUUCGCCAAGAAGAGGCAGGACGCCAUAGCGGGCCGAGCCCCUGCCAUGUUUUCCCCAGCAUUCUACACCAGUAAAUACGGCUACAAGAUGUGUCUGCGGAUCUAUCUGAACGGCGAUGGCACGGGCCGGGGCAGCCACCUCUCCCUGUUCUUCGUGGUGAUGCGGGGGCUCAGCGAUGCCCUACUCAAGUGGCCCUUCAAUCAGAAGGUGACGCUGAUGCUGCUGGAUCAGAGCAACCGCGAGCACAUCAUCGACGCCUUCCGGCCCGACGUCAGCUCCAGCUCCUUCCAGAGGCCCGUCAGCGAGAUGAACAUCGCCAGUGGCUGCCCGCUCUUCUGCCCGCUCUCCAAGCUCGACUCCAAGAACACCUACAUCCGAGACGACACCAUCUUCAUCAAGGCCAUCGUGGACCUGACCGGACUGUAGCCCCCCACCAUCCCUCCUCAGUGCUCCAUGCCCA